Molecule: messenger RNA, 921 nt
Organism: Sinocyclocheilus grahami
Lineage: Eukaryota; Metazoa; Chordata; Actinopteri; Cypriniformes; Cyprinidae
Product: disco-interacting protein 2 homolog C-like
Exons: 8
Source: RefSeq, a predicted model, not a curated record
ACACUGCCAAACACUUACACAUACCUGCGGAUACAGUGAAGCUGAGACUAUGGUGAAUGUGUUGGACUUUAAGAAAAGCAUUGGCCUUUGGCACAGUGUUCAAACAAGUGUGUUGAAUAUGUUACAUGUGGUCAGUGUUCCAUAUGCAGUUAUGAAAGUAAAUCCUCUGUCCUGGAUCCAGAACGUCUGCCAGUACAAAGCUAAGGUGGCUUGUGUGAAGAGUAGGGAUCUACACUGGGCUUUGAUGGCCUACAAAGACCAGAGUGACACCACCAUGAGCUCUCUGAGAAUGCUGCUGAUCGCUGAUGGAUCAAACCCCUGGUCGAUAUCCUCCUGUGACGCAUUCUUGAACGUGUUUCAGAGCAUGGGCUUGAGGUCAGAGGUCAUAUGCCCGUGUGCUGGCUCCCCCGAGGCCCUAACUGUAGCUGUGAGGAGGCCUCAGGAGGGCAGCUCUAAGCCAGCAGGCCAAGGAGUCCUAAGUAUGACGAAUCUGAGUCAUGGGGUCAUCAGAGUGGACACGGGAGAGAAGCUGUCCGUCCUCACCCUACAGGAUGUGGGCACAGCCAUGCCAGGAGCAAUGGUGUGUGUUGUUAAACUGGAGGGUGUUCCUCAACUGUGUAAAACCGAUGAGAUUGGAGAGAUCUGCGUGUCGUCUGUUGCCACGGGAACGUCAUAUUAUGGGCUUUCAGGAAUGAGCAAGAACACAUUCGAGGUGUGUCCAGUGGCAUGUGACGGUGGAUUUGUCAGCGAUUGCGUUUUCGUGAGGUCAGGUCUGCUGGGGUUUGUGGGUCCGGGUGGGAUGAUCUUCAUCUCUGGUACACUUGAAGGACUGAUGCAGGUCGGGGGUCGGAAACACAGUGCUGAUGACAUCAUCGCUACCGCUCUUGCUGUUGAGCCCAUGAAGUUCAUCUAUAGAGGAAG